UUUCUGACAGAGCUUCAUUGGCUCGAUUUAUCUGACAAUCAGAUAGAAGGAAACAUUCCAGUCUCUAAUGGGAGCAACCCUGGUCUUGAUUUGCUUGUUAAUACUGAACGCUUUCACUUUGGGAAGAAUCAGCUAUCCGGUGAAAUUCCAGCUCGUCUUUUCCAUUCUAAUAUGACUCUGACACAUCUGCUAGUUGAGAAUAACAAAUUUACCGGGGUAAUCCCGGAUACAUUAGGAUUUGUCCAGACGAUGAAAAUGCUGGACAUGAGCAGGAAUGAAUUUAAUACAUCAGAUUUUCCUUCAUGGAUCCCAAGCCUGCAAUCAUUAACAACAUUGGUAAUGGAAAAGACAGGGCUUCAGGGAUCAGUUCCAGCUAGCCUUUUCAGCCUACACCAGUUGCAGACAGUCAUCUUGAGGAAUAACAAACUCAACGGUUCACUUGAAAUUGAAUCGGCACAUAGCAACCAGUUGCAGCUCAUUGAUGUGCAAAAUAAUCUUAUCGAAUCAUUUACUCAAAAACCAGGGUAUCCCUUUGAGAUAAUGCUUAAAGGCAAUCCUUUCUGCAACAAAAGCGGAGAAGGGACAGAAACAUACUGUAUCGAAACUCAACAAACAGGGACAGAUUCAACCUCACUACAGAAUUGCUUGACAAUUGAGUGCAGAUCUAAUCAAGUUUCUAGUCGUGCCUGUAAAUGUGCUUUUCCAUAUGUAGGCGACCUAAUCUUCAGAGCUCCUUCCUUUUUAAACUUGGGAAAUAUAGCUACUUAUGAGACUCUUGAAAAGUCUUUGAUGCUUUUCUUCCAAGAACGUCAACUGCCCGUGGAAUCAGUUUCCCUCCAUAACCCAACAAUAGAUUCAGAUGACGACUACCUUGUAAUACAUCUGCAAGUUUUUCCUUCUAGCCAAGAGUCUUUCAAUGCAACUGGAGUUGCCGGAAUAGGUUUUGUGCUUAGUAGGCAGAUUUUCACGCCCCCGUCUUCCUUUGGACUUUAUGUCUUCAGUAGUGAUGGCUAUAAAUACCUCGCUGAGACAUCCAGCGGAUCAAAAAAAUCAAGUAGUACAGGCAUUAUCAUUGGAGCCACAGUUGGUGGUUCUGUCCUUGCAAUUUUAGCACUAAUCAUUGGUAUUUAUGCUUUCCGGCAAAAGAAAAGAGCUGAAGAUGCUGCAAAGAGGAUCGAUCCUUUUGCAUCAUGGGACUCAAAUAAACAUAGUGGUGCUGUUCCACAGCUGACAGGAGCUAGAUUUUUCUCAUUUGAGGAGCUCAAAAAAUGGACCAAUAAUUUUUCAGAAACCAACGAUAUUGGUUGUGGUGGUUAUGGAAAGGUUUACAGAGGAACUCUUCCGAAUGGAGAAUUAGUUGCAAUUAAAAGAGCUCUACAAGGGUCUGCGCAGGGUGCACGUGAGUUCAAAUCUGAGAUAGAGCUUCUCUCAAGGAUUCAUCACAAGAAUGUUGUUGGCCUUGCUGGCUUUUGUUUCGAUCGAGCUGAACAGAUGCUGGUGUACGAGUAUAUUCCUAAUGGCACCUUAAAAGACGGUCUUUCAGGUAAGACUGGGAUCAGGUUAGAUUGGAUGAGGAGACUGAAUAUAGCCAUUGGAGCAGCCAGAGGUUUGCAGUAUUUGCAUGACCUUGUCAGUCCCCCCAUCAUACACAGGGACAUCAAGUCCAACAAUAUUUUACUGGAUGCUAACCUAAACGCAAAAGUUGCUGAUUUUGGCCUGUCCAGGUUUCUAGGUGAAAAGGGUCACAUUACCACUCAAGUCAAAGGAACAAUGGGAUACAUGGAUCCUGAAUAUUACAUGACAAACCAGUUGACAGAGAAGAGUGAUGUUUUUAGCUUUGGAGUGGUGCUGCUUGAGAUAGUCACAGGAAAAGUUCCUAUUGAUAAAGGAAGAUAUAUUGUCAAGGAAGUGAAGGAUGCGAUGGACAUGACAAAAGAUUUGUAUAACCUUCAUGAAACUUUGGAUCCUGUAGUUCGUUCGGGUGCAACUCCUAGAAGCUUAGAGGAAUUUGUGGUUUUAGCACUCAAGUGUGUUGAAGAAGGAGGAGUCAAUCGCCCAAAAAUGAGUGAAGUGGUGAAACAGAUUGAAAAUAUUAUGGAGAUUGAAAGACUGAACCCCUAUGCAGACUAUGCAUCUACUUCAGCAACCUAUGAAGGAGAAAACAAAGGCUUGAACCAUCCUUAUACUGAAAGUCUCUUUGUCUAUAGUGAAGCAUAAUUUUCUCAUCUUGUAUUUUUUCAAUUGGAUUACAAAAAAGCACAAAACAAAACAAGAAAAGAAGGGAAAAUAGUCAGUAUAGGGUUGGUCACUUGUACUUGAAUUAGAAGUAAAAUUGCCAUCAUUUUAGGAACAGUCUGAAGAUUCAGUAACUAAGUAGUUCAGGACAUUGGUUUCUCCAACAAAGCAGAGAAAUACCACACAUUCUUAUCGAUCCCUCGAUCAAGCUCUAGCAUAGGAAGAUAAGCUACAUUUAACUGUGAUUCCAGGCAGAAGAGUCCUCCAGGCCUCAGAGCUCUGUAUAUGUCAUAUUGAGUGAACUCAAGCAUGGUAUCCAGAAUCCAAUUGUUCAAGAUACGAAUAGAGUGCAGGAUAUCCAGAGUAUUCUUGAAGAAAGGAAGCCUCUGGGAGACGCCAACGUGCAUUGAUAUUAAUCCCCUGAAUGCAAUGAAGCUGUUGAAUGGACCAACCAAAUUCAUGGAAGUUGUUACAAUGGUUACAUUCCUUUCCUUCAUCCUAGCAACCGUACCGAGGAAUUCUACUGAAUUCCGUGCAGCUAUGUUGAUCUUCCAGAGUCUACCCAAAGGUUCAAGCCAGAUUGUAGGAAGUGGGUGAUACGUUUUUGUAUUUCUAUGAGAAGCUCGACGGAACCCACAAUUUCCAAGUA
Molecule: messenger RNA, 2884 nt
Organism: Solanum tuberosum (potato)
Lineage: Eukaryota; Viridiplantae; Streptophyta; Magnoliopsida; Solanales; Solanaceae
Product: probable leucine-rich repeat receptor-like protein kinase At5g49770
Exons: 12
Biological process (GO): protein phosphorylation
Molecular function (GO): protein binding; ATP binding; protein kinase activity
Source: RefSeq, a predicted model, not a curated record